ACCGCGGCAGGCAGUGUCAACAGCGGUCUAUGCUGAUCAUGCAGAAAUAACGCCCAUCCCGUUAACAUUCUGCAACUUUUUGCAUGUUGUUUUGAUGCCUUAAUGGCUUAGUUUUCGCGCAUUUUUCUCUCAUUUCUCUGGACAUUGGUAUUUAAAUUGUGGAUAUGUAGUAUGUGUCGAUAUCGGACUUCAUGAAACUAUGUGAAAUGGGUUUGACGUACUCCACCCAACUAAAAAUCCCAAAACUCGAGGAGUUAAUGCAAGAAACUGGCUUCUCCUCUGCUCACAUUAUUCGUUUGCACGACCGCUUCAAAUAUCUGGAUAGAGAGAAGAAAGGUCACCUCUGUCCUCAGGAUUUUGGAGAGAUAAAGGGACUGGCAAUGAACCCCAUAGGAGACAGAAUAAUAGAUGCUUUCUUUCCCCCGGGGAGGGAAACUGUGGAUUUCCAGACUUUUGUGAGGAUCCUCGCCCAUUUCCGACCUGUGGACAAGAACCGACCCAAAGAGCCCAAUUCGUCUGAACCCAUCAAUAGCAGGAUCAACAAACUUAAAUUCGUCUUUCAGAUGUAUGACCUGGAUAAGGAUGGCAAGAUUUCCAGACAUGAUCUUUUAAAGGUUCUCCGGGGAAUGCUGGAAAUGCAGGUGACAGACGAGCAACUGGACAGCAUAGCGGAGCGCACGAUACAGGAAGCGGAUUUAGACGGAGAUGGCACCAUAUCUUUUGAGGAGUUUCGCAAGUCGCUGGAGAAGGUCAACAUUGAUCACAAGAUGAGCAUUCGCUUCUUGCGCUAAAGCAUCGUGGGAUAGCUUCUCCAGCCUCUAAUUCAUCUCUAUGUUUAUGGAAAUGCAGGGAAAAUCCUUAGAGCACAAUACAGUAUCAUGGAAUCGAUUUUUAAUGCACUGCUAAUCUCUACAUGACCACACACUGACAAAUGUAUUGUAUUUUUACAUUCUGUGUCUUAAUGUUGUUCAUUUUACUAAAUUGCACUGUUUUUAUUUAUUUUCCUAAAUUUGCAGCAGGUUAUUUUUGCAAGGGAAAGACGUAAUGAUUAAAGUACUUAAUUUAAUGUUAUAAUGUCAGGCAGCAUGUGAAAAAUGUCAUGUUUGUUUAAAGUGUGGUGAUCACAUGAUAAGAUUUCUUGCAUUACUGUGAAGGUUAAGUCUUGGGUGUGAAGUAGUGAUGAGUGAAAAUGAUUGAAACUGGAAUUUUAUCAUUGAAAUCUGUUUCUAUUUAUGGUUUUGUUUAUGUAUUGUUGGUUAUGGAAUUGUUUUUUAGAAAAAUAAAAUCUCACAAUACAUUACUUAUGCAUGCUCUAAAAAACUGGCUAUUAGAUGCCUCAAAGGUGCCUUGUAUUAAAUGCUACUGACUCAAUAUAUAAAAAUAUAUUUUAAAAAUGUGAAAUUCCUAGUUGUGGUGUUUAUUAUUGUUUCAUGAGCUGGAAAGCAGUAAUUAGCUUUGAUCAGUAGGUGGCACCAGUGACAUGUUUAAACUUGAAAUGGCCUGUCUGCUUAUAUUAUUUUUUUUACUUAAAGGGGACUUAUCAUCAAAAUCAAACUUUUUCCAUGUCUAAGUGCUAUAAUUGGGUCCCCAGUGCUUUUAUUAAACUAGAAAAUGUGAAAGAGAACAACCCAGUACAUUUUCUGCAAGCAUAUGAAAAAUAGGUUAUUGAAAUUUGGCUCCCCCUGUGAUAUUAUUAGGGGAUAAUACCGCCCCUUAAUCUGCACUAUCCAACCACGGCACUGCCAUUUAGUGCAGAGAUCAGCUCAUUUGCAUUUAAAGGACACACCCAAAAACAGCACAUUUUGCUCAUACCUAUAAAGUGGCAAUUUUAACAUGCUGUAAUAAAUUAUCUAUAUGGUAUUUUUUGCCUAGAACGUCACAUACGUACUCUAGGAACACCAAAGAUUUAUUUGACAUCCUUUAAAAAGACUUGUGAAAUGUCCCCUUUAAAAGCAGAUGAUUCAUUUCAUUGAUACAAAGAUCAAAAGACGUUCAGUAAAUGAUUCAUUGUAUUAAUUUUAUUCUUCAUUGUAUUUGACAUGGACUGUACAAUAUCACACAGCAUUGAAAGUUUUUGGCAUCAGUCCUCAAUGUGCUUUACCCCUUGGCAUACUGGCCCGUAGCAGCCAAUAAAAGGACAAGGCAGUGCCUAAACAAAUCCAAAAAAAUAGAGAAGAUUUCAUAAUAGUACUAUUGUAAAGCUAAAACGUAAAUACAAACGUAUACAAUAAACUAGUAGUUUGUAUGGUACCUGCAAGUGUGAUCGUCAUGGUUAAACGAUAGAGAAGGACAUCUGUGGUGCCUCCUUUUAUGUGGACAGGUAGACCAUUGUCCUCC
Molecule: messenger RNA, 2337 nt
Organism: Paramisgurnus dabryanus
Lineage: Eukaryota; Metazoa; Chordata; Actinopteri; Cypriniformes; Cobitidae
Gene: chp2
Product: calcineurin-like EF-hand protein 2
Molecular function (GO): calcium ion binding
Source: RefSeq, a predicted model, not a curated record